AAUGAUGUCAAACAGCAACAACGACGUGAAAAGAACGAACACGAGUAGGCAAGUAGCUAUCUAUUAAUGGUUGAAUUGGUGAAUUUUGAUUCACAAACACAAACCAGAGGAUAAUACUUCUCAAAAAUGGCACUCCUCUCAUUUCGCUUUCCUCCUUACUCUCCUGUUCCUUCGUCUUCUACCCUGUCUCUUCCCAUUGCUUCUCCAAGUCCCAGAUGGUGUCCCUCUUGCCACCAACCCUCUGCCUCCGCCACAUCCCUCCUCAUCAGUCUCCGCCCAGUCGCAGCUUCCCAGGUCUGCCCUUCCACUCACCAACCACAACCUAUUUUAAUAGACAAGUCUUCGCUCAUUGUCUCUGAAGCAGCGUCUGAGGAUCAGUUCUGGGCUGCUGCUUCUCUCCGCGUCCGCACAUUCUACAACUUCCAGCCUUCCUCGUACGGCAUUCAAGAUCAUAAAAAGUACUUGGUCGAUCGUGAAUUUGAAGCACUAAAAGAGCGAGUUGCUGGGAAAAGGGAAGGCUUUAAUAAAGUUUCUUGCAUAAAUGCUACGCUUCCAUUGUCACAGACAUCAAGCUUUCCAGAUGAUUUAUGCGCUGCAUGUAAGUUCACUGAUAAUGGAGAAGAUAGAGUAGUAGUUGGAACCCUUGAUCUUAACCAGUGCCUUUGGCUUCCUGAUGAAAUAGCUGGAAAGAAACCAGAGGGGUUUAGUGCUGAUUUUGCAAGAGGAUACUUGGCAAAUGUAUGUGUUGCAAAGGAGCUGCACAGAAAUGGACUGGGUUAUGAACUUGUCAAAAAGUCAAAAAUAGUUGCUGAAGAAUGGGGUAAUGGCUUCUUAAUACCACUAUGUUGCAAAUCUCUUGUUUCCUGUCUGUCAUGUAUACCAUCUAUCUCAUAUAUAUGGCCUGUACUCUCCUGAGUCCAUGAGCAAUCCAUAUUCCUUGUUAACCUUGAAUGUGGUUUGACUAUUCUUGUUGAAUCCUGGAAUUCACCAUAUAUAUGUUACCCUUUUUUGGUUGUCUUGGAAAGGGCUUAUCUCAUUAUCCACAAUCCACAAUCUGAUAAUGAUAUAAAACUAUUUCUGUCCAUACGCUUCACCCACCUAUGGGGCAAAUCAAUUUCCUUCCUGCCUUUAUUAUUAUUAUUAUUUUUUAAAUUUAUUUUAUUUUUUUGUCUGAGGUCAGUUAUACUAAGCUCUCCACUUUCUUGUCAUUAGUGGAUGAGUAGAGUUUGCCUAUCCCAUGUGCCAUUGCCAUCUCCCCUCCUUCCCUUUCUUCUGUGCUUGCCAUCUAAGUCUGGAAUCAUGAUGCAUAUGUUUCAUUCUUGGAUAUAAUUCAUAUGCUACUCUUAUUUUCUAAAUCCUGGUCUUUUUAGUGGAUUGCAGUAAUUGUUUCAUAUACCUACCUUUUUUUAUGAUAUGGCAUUAUCUCAACUAGAAAAGUGGCCUGGUAUGCAAAUUUACACUGUUCAUUUCAGGCAUAACUGAUCUGUAUGUUCAUGUUGCUGUCAACAAUGAGCCGGCAAAGAAACUGUACAUGAAAAGUGGUUUUGUAUAUGAGAAUGACGAGCCUGCAUGGCAAGCUAGGUUUCUGGACCGCCCACGAAGGAUUCUAUUAUGGAUUGGUCUCCCUGGUACUCUUGACUUGUAAUGUUACAUUCUACAUUCUGCUUUGAAUGCUUUGUUGAGUAAUAACACUCUUAUAACUUACCCCUAUAGAAUUUGGAUAAUGAAAUGAACUAAAACCU
Messenger RNA from Rubroshorea leprosula, 1742 nucleotides. NCBI's taxonomy places the organism in Eukaryota, Viridiplantae, Streptophyta, Magnoliopsida, Malvales, Dipterocarpaceae. The record is from the annotation of a GenBank genome assembly.